Messenger RNA from Anolis sagrei ordinatus, 2101 nucleotides. RefSeq names its product S-antigen visual arrestin (gene SAG). The record is from RefSeq and is a predicted model, not a curated record. Gene Ontology annotation, cellular component: photoreceptor inner segment; photoreceptor outer segment. Gene Ontology annotation, molecular function: G protein-coupled receptor binding. Gene Ontology annotation, biological process: G protein-coupled receptor internalization; signal transduction. NCBI's taxonomy places the organism in Eukaryota, Metazoa, Chordata, Lepidosauria, Squamata, Anolidae.
ACUGCUGAUCUAACCAGUUUCAAAUCCGAUAAUCCAGCGAUAAUAUUCUGGCUCUGGAUUCUUUGCUGGAAACUUGGCCACUAUAAGUACCAAGAUCUCCUCCUUAGAUCCACUACAAAUUGUCUUCUUGGUCUCUAAAGGGCCUGUUGCUUCUCUUUCCAGAAAGGAAAACCAAGCAGAUCCUUUGCCUGGAUUACACAGCUUUCUACAUUGGGUUAAAUUGGAUUUUAUUUUAUUGUUCCUGGAGCUUUCUCUGCACUUCUACUGUUGGGCCAUUGGGAGCACUGUCAGGCAAGUUUCAUCCUGACAAAGCCACAUACCUAUAGAGGUGAGCUUCUGCAAAACUCCAAAGAUGGUGUCUGUUUCUGACAUUUCUGUGAAGAAUGUGGAGCCUGUUCGGAAUCACGUAAUCUACAAGAAAGUGUCGCAUGACAAAGCUGUAACGCUCUACUUAGGGAAGCGAGAUUUCAUUGACCACGUAGAAGAUGUGGAACCUGUGGAUGGUGUGGUGAUGGUGGAUCCUGAUAUUGUCAAGAAGAAAAAAGUGUAUGUCACACUCACUUGUGCUUUCCGGUAUGGAGAUGAAGAUAUUGAUAUUAUAGGCCUGACUUUUCGAAGGGACCUAUAUAUUUCUAGGGUGCAGGUAUACCCAUCCCUGGAAAAACACAUGCCACUCUCCAGCUUGCAGGAAUGCCUACUGAAUAAAUUGGGGAAGAAUGCAUAUCCCUUCAUGUUAACGUUUCCAGACUAUUUGCCUUGUUCAGUCUGCUUGCAGCCAGGUCCACGUGAUAAUGGGAAGUCCUGUGGAGUAGAUUUUGAGGUCAAAGCUUUUGCUGCAGAUGAUCCAGAAGAGACAGUUCUCAAAAGGAAUUCAGUGCGUUUGCUCAUCCGCAAAAUCCAGUAUGCCCCAGAAGUGCCGGGACCCCAACCCCAAGCAGAGACCAGCUGGCAGUUUUUCUUGUCAAAGAGACCACUGCAUUUGAAAGCAUGUCUCAGCAAAGAGGUGUAUUACCAUGGUGAGGCCAUCCCUGUCACCUUGACUGUGAUCAACAAUACAGAAAAAGUGGUUAAGAAGAUUGGUGUUUCAGUGGAGCAAGUUGCCAAUGUGGUAUUGUAUUGCAGUGACUUCUACACCAAGUCAGUGGCUCUUGAAGAAAUAGAGGAAAAAGUAGAGCCAAACUGCAUUCUGACAAAGACGAUAACAGUUCUGCCCCGACUGGCAAGCAAUAGAACCAAAAAAGGCAUAGCGCUGGAUGGGAAGCUAAAGGAUGAAGACACCAACUUGGCUUCCAGUACCGUAAUUAAAGACGGAAUAGAUAAGACUGUUAUGGGAAUCCUGGUUGCUUACAAGAUAAAGGUGAAGCUGACUGUCUCGGGGCUGCUAGGAGAUUUCGUCUCCAGUGAGGUGAGUAUGGAAUUGCCCUUCCGUCUAAUGCACCCAAAGCGAGAGGAGAUCAAUCCUACAGACUAAAGGGAAGCUGCAAGCAGCCUCCAUCAUCAUGGUAUGUACAUAAUCUGAGUAAUCAAAUCAUAUUAACUUUUGAUGUAUUAUGUACAAACGCCGGAUUUAAAAAGAUGAUGAAGUUUUAAUGCAUUGCUUCUUACUUCCUUAUUUUGUCUCCCACUUGGAUUUGGUGGUCCAAAUAGCGGUUUCUUUCCUGACCAGACUCACAAUUAAAAGGUGUACUGUAAUAUUGCUCACCUACUUCAGCAGAUAGACCCCUCUGGUAGCAGAGCAGGUUAAACCGCUGAGCUGCUGAACUUGUUGACUGAAAGGUUGACGGUUCGAAUCCGGGGAGUGGGGUGAGCUCCUGCUGUUAGCCUCAGCUUCUGCCAAUUUAGUAGUUCAAAAACAUGCAAAUGUGAGUAGAUCAAUAGAAACUGCUUCUGCAGGAAGGUAACAGCACUCUAUGCAGUCAUGCUGGCCAUAUGACCUUGGAGGUGUCUACAUACAAUGCCAGCUCUUCGGCCUAGAAAUAGAGAUGAGCAUCACCCCCCAGAGUCGGACACAACUAGACUUAAUUUCAGGGAAAACAUUUACCUUUACUUACUUCAGCAAGUAGUUCUUCCUCUUCUUAUUUCACAGAUGACACUCCUAUCU